Molecule: messenger RNA, 3314 nt
Organism: Onychomys torridus (southern grasshopper mouse)
Lineage: Eukaryota; Metazoa; Chordata; Mammalia; Rodentia; Cricetidae
Gene: Vcp
Product: valosin containing protein
Exons: 17
Coding region: 332-2752 (806 amino acids)
Biological process (GO): mitotic spindle disassembly; autophagosome maturation; retrograde protein transport, ER to cytosol
Cellular component (GO): VCP-NPL4-UFD1 AAA ATPase complex; cytosol; nucleus
Molecular function (GO): polyubiquitin modification-dependent protein binding; ATP binding; ATP hydrolysis activity
Source: RefSeq, a predicted model, not a curated record
GAGUCCCAGGGCAGGCGCUGAUUGGUUGCGAAGAGAGCAGCUUUCCUUCCGAUGAUUCGGCUCUUCUCGGCUCAGUCUCAGCGAAGCGUUUGCAGCCGUCGUUUGAUUAGUCGCUGCCGCUGCCCCCCUCGCGGAUCAGGAGCUAGCGUCUCCCGCCCGCCUGCCGCCCCGGUGCCGCUGGGAGGAAGCGAGAGGGAGGCUGCCUGAGGUUUGGUCACUGCUGUUGAUCCACCGCCCGAGCGAGUCAAACCCGGGCCUAGCCGGUCGCCUGCCAUUCUCGUAGCCGUUACCCUCAGGCCGCCACAGCCGCCGACCGGGACAGGCGCGCGCCAUGGCCUCUGGAGCCGAUUCAAAAGGCGAUGAUUUAUCAACAGCCAUUCUCAAACAAAAGAACCGUCCUAAUCGUUUAAUUGUUGAUGAAGCCAUCAAUGAAGAUAAUAGUGUGGUGUCCUUGUCCCAGCCCAAGAUGGAUGAACUGCAGUUAUUCCGAGGUGACACAGUGUUGCUAAAAGGAAAGAAGAGACGGGAAGCUGUGUGCAUUGUACUUUCUGAUGACACAUGUUCUGAUGAGAAGAUUCGAAUGAAUAGAGUUGUUCGGAAUAACCUCCGUGUUCGUCUAGGGGAUGUCAUCAGCAUCCAGCCAUGCCCUGAUGUAAAGUACGGCAAACGUAUCCACGUGCUACCCAUCGACGACACGGUGGAGGGCAUCACUGGCAAUCUCUUUGAGGUGUACCUUAAGCCGUACUUCCUGGAAGCUUAUCGACCCAUCCGGAAAGGAGAUAUUUUCCUUGUCCGGGGUGGCAUGCGUGCUGUGGAGUUUAAAGUAGUAGAGACAGAUCCCAGUCCUUACUGUAUUGUUGCUCCAGACACAGUGAUCCACUGUGAAGGAGAGCCAAUCAAGCGAGAGGAUGAGGAAGAGUCCUUGAAUGAAGUAGGCUAUGAUGACAUCGGUGGUUGCAGGAAGCAGCUAGCUCAGAUAAAGGAGAUGGUGGAACUGCCACUGAGACAUCCUGCACUCUUUAAGGCGAUUGGUGUAAAGCCUCCUCGGGGAAUCUUGCUAUAUGGACCACCUGGGACAGGGAAAACCCUGAUUGCCCGAGCUGUGGCAAAUGAAACUGGAGCCUUCUUCUUCCUGAUCAAUGGUCCUGAGAUCAUGAGCAAAUUGGCUGGCGAGUCAGAGAGCAACCUUCGUAAAGCCUUUGAGGAAGCUGAAAAGAAUGCUCCUGCUAUCAUCUUCAUUGAUGAGCUUGACGCCAUUGCGCCCAAAAGAGAGAAAACUCAUGGGGAAGUGGAACGUCGUAUCGUGUCUCAGUUGUUGACCCUUAUGGAUGGCCUAAAGCAGAGAGCACACGUGAUAGUUAUGGCAGCAACCAAUAGACCCAAUAGCAUUGACCCAGCCCUACGGCGAUUUGGUCGCUUUGACAGAGAGGUAGAUAUUGGAAUUCCUGAUGCUACAGGACGCUUGGAAAUUCUUCAGAUCCAUACCAAGAACAUGAAACUGGCAGAUGAUGUGGACUUGGAACAGGUAGCCAAUGAGACUCAUGGCCAUGUGGGUGCUGAUUUGGCAGCUCUGUGUUCAGAGGCUGCUCUACAGGCCAUCCGGAAAAAAAUGGACCUCAUUGACCUUGAGGAUGAGACCAUUGAUGCUGAGGUCAUGAAUUCCUUGGCAGUUACUAUGGAUGACUUCCGGUGGGCCUUGAGUCAAAGCAAUCCAUCAGCACUUCGGGAAACUGUGGUAGAGGUGCCACAAGUAACCUGGGAAGACAUUGGAGGCCUGGAGGAUGUCAAACGGGAGCUUCAGGAGCUGGUUCAGUAUCCUGUGGAGCAUCCAGACAAAUUCCUCAAAUUUGGCAUGACUCCUUCCAAAGGUGUCCUUUUCUAUGGACCUCCUGGUUGUGGGAAGACCUUGCUGGCCAAAGCCAUUGCUAAUGAAUGCCAAGCUAACUUUAUCUCCAUCAAGGGCCCUGAGCUGCUCACCAUGUGGUUUGGGGAAUCUGAGGCCAAUGUCAGAGAAAUUUUUGACAAGGCACGGCAAGCUGCCCCUUGCGUACUCUUCUUUGAUGAGUUAGAUUCAAUUGCCAAGGCUCGUGGUGGUAAUAUUGGAGAUGGUGGUGGAGCUGCUGACCGAGUCAUCAAUCAGAUCCUGACAGAAAUGGAUGGCAUGUCCACAAAAAAGAAUGUGUUUAUCAUUGGAGCUACCAACCGGCCUGACAUCAUUGAUCCUGCUAUCCUAAGACCUGGCCGUCUUGAUCAGCUCAUCUAUAUCCCACUUCCUGAUGAGAAGUCCCGUGUUGCCAUCCUAAAAGCUAACCUGCGCAAGUCCCCAGUUGCCAAGGAUGUGGAUUUGGAGUUCCUGGCUAAGAUGACUAAUGGCUUUUCUGGAGCUGAUCUGACAGAGAUUUGCCAGCGUGCUUGUAAACUGGCCAUUCGUGAAUCUAUCGAGAGUGAGAUUAGGCGAGAACGAGAGAGGCAGACAAAUCCGUCAGCUAUGGAAGUAGAAGAGGAUGAUCCAGUGCCUGAGAUCCGCAGAGAUCACUUUGAAGAAGCUAUGCGCUUUGCCCGCCGUUCUGUCAGUGACAAUGACAUUCGGAAGUAUGAAAUGUUCGCCCAGACACUUCAGCAAAGUCGAGGUUUUGGCAGCUUCAGAUUCCCUUCAGGGAACCAGGGUGGUGCUGGCCCCAGCCAGGGCAGUGGAGGUGGCACAGGCGGCAGUGUGUACACAGAAGACAAUGACGAUGACCUGUAUGGCUAAGUGAUGUGCCGGCAUGCAGCGAGCUGGCCUGGCUGGACCUUGUUCCCUGGGGGUGGGAGCUCUUACCCAAGAGGGACCAGGGGUGUACCCAUGGCCUGUUCAAUUCCUCAGUCUGAACAGUUCAGCUCCAGUCAGACUCUGGACAGGGGUUUUCUGUUGCAAAAAAAUUACAAAAGCGAUAAAAUAAAAGUGAUUUUCAUUUGGGAGGUGAAGAGUGAAUUACCAGCAAGGAAUUGGGCCUUGGGCAUACUACACCAUUUCUGUUGUAGUUUGGGGUGGUGCAGGCAACCUGUGGGGUGUGAACCAAGGCACUACCCUCACCAUCAUCACACACAGUAAAGUAUCUGUACUUCUCUCAAUACUGCCCAAGCCCUCCCUUCCUCUAGGUGGACGAGGGGUCACAGUUUGCUGGGUGUUUAUAUAGAAAGUAGGUUGAUUUUAUUUUACAUGCUUUUAAGUUACUGUUGGAAGACUAAUCAUAAGCAGUUUCUAAACCAAAAAAAUUAAAAAUAAAAAAAAAAGACAUGUUGUAAAAGGACAAUAAAUGUUGGGUCAAAAUGGA